AUGCCCAAAGCACCCAAGACCACCGCCGGCGCCAAGGCCAAGCGCACCACGGCGACCAAAGAUGCCGCCAAACCAGCCAAGGGCAAGAACGCAAGCAGCAAAGCACCCGAGAAGGCGCAAGCCCCACGCGGCAGAGGCAGGCCCUCCAAGGCCGAGGCCGAGGAUGAGGAUGAGGACGACGGGGAACCCACCAGCAUGGGGUUCAAAGACGUAAAAACAGCACAGUUCACCAUCGACUCGCUCAAGGACCGCAGCCUCACCGCGCAGCGCACCCACAUCAACGCCUACAUGCAGCGCGCCAAGACGCACGCGAACCCGACCAAGGGCAUGAAGGCCGCGGUGGCCGUCUUCGAGAAGUGGCUUAAGGUCGACUACCCGGCGGCGCGGGGCGAGCUACGCGCGUCCGGCUUCAAGCCCAUGGUGCCCAAGGACACGGUCGCGAAGCUCAGCGCGACGUUUGACGCGGAAGGCGUGGGCGGGCUCGCGCGCGAGUUCGCCGACUUCUACCCCGCGCUCAAGUCGCGCGCCCGCCUGAGCGCCCAGCUCGUCGACCCCGACGACAUCGACCAGGGCGACUGGGAGACCGUGCGCUACGAGCAGCUGGCCAAGCUGCUGCCGCCCGGCAAGGAGGACCCCCGGACUUGGGGUGCCGGAGAGUUGUGGGAUGACGAGGGGGCGCCUACGAGGGAGCAUUUGGAGCUGCUGGCUUGGGCGUGGUCGCCGCUGCCGAUGCGGACUGUCAUUCACAAGAUUGACGCCUUUCUGGCGGAGGAGGAGGGUGAAGAAGCGUGA
Anthostomella pinea is the source of this 792-nucleotide messenger RNA. The record is from the annotation of a GenBank genome assembly. NCBI's taxonomy places the organism in Eukaryota, Fungi, Ascomycota, Sordariomycetes, Xylariales, Xylariaceae.